AGAUGAUGCAGAUGACUUCAUAGCAGCCCACCGGUUCUCAGACAUGCUGGUGAAGGUGAAUCUGGACGAGAUAGAGCCCAGGACUAGAGCCUCCUCCCUCGGCCCCAACACCCAGACUGGACCUCUCUCUGGAAGACACUCUGACCAUGGAGACGAUCUCUCUACGGGGCGGCUGGCCUUCACCAACCUGGUUAAUAGGGACUUUAUGGAUCUAAAGGUCCGAUCCCUCCCAGGCACCGUGGACGACCAGAGUCUGGCCAGUGACGGAGCCGACAGCGACCGCUUCAGUGGGAGUGUCUCCAGCUUCCUGGCCAAUGAGAAGCUCAUGUCUGUGGACAGCAUGAACAGUGAUGUCACAGAUGACGAUGUUGACGUGAACGACCUGCAGGAUGAAGAUCUGGACCUGUACUUAAACCAGCUGGUGAACCCUGCCAUGCAGAGAGGACGGGUGGAGGGACAGGAGAUACCUGAUGCUGACCAGCCAGCCAACCAAAACUAUUCAUCUCAGCCCGGUUCUACAGAACCACAGAAGAACAGAUACCAGUUCCUGGAUGACUAUGACCAGGGUUUCCAGAUGCCUGACGUGCGCCUGGCUGCUACAGGAAUGGACUCGUGUCCCGGCAGUGAUGAGGAGGAGGACACCGAGGAUGAGCUGGAGGCAGCUAGGAGACACACUUCUACCAGACACAGACUCCUGCUGUCCAGCACCUCCCGACAGCUGGUGGGGGAGAGCAACCGUCCCAGCUUCAGACCUGGGCUGGAGGGAGGCAGCUCUGACGAAGAAGUUUACUCUGGUCGUAACCCUCUACCUGGGUUAGAACACAGAUACUCUGCCGAGGGCCAAGUCAUCAACAAUGUAACAGGAGGAGGAGGAGAUGGGAGCAGUGGGAGUGAGGAGGGAGGGAACGAUGGCGUGUCCACUCUACCCUCCUCCUCCUCGGCCCAGACCACCUACGAUGUGCUGCGGGGGCUGGGGAUCCUGGGGGCCAGCGUGCCGGGAGAGAAUGCCCAGGACCCUCACUCUCUACUGGGGCUGAGCCGGGGCAGCCUGAUGGGGGACCGUGUGGGGCCGGUGGGGACUGGAGAGACCAGCGCUGGGCCCCAGAGGAUGUCCCCUGUCAACUGGAGUAUGGCCUUAGACAGACAGGAGGCGCUGGAUGCCAUGGACAGUACAGAGUCUAUGGUGGCAGGGGAGGGUCAGGGUGUCUUGGAUUCUAUAUAUCUGAGGGCUGGUGCUGGACACUGGAGACCCCAGGACAUGACCUCUCACCUCCAGACCACACAGAGCAGCUUCCACCUCUCUCAGGUGCUUCCUUCGCUUAGUGAUGAGGAGGAGGGGAGGGGGAGGCCUGCUGCCCUGGGGCCAAGAGGAGGUCCAUGUGGGGACUCCUCUGCACCUCCUGGUCCUCCUGGCCUGUCAGACACGAGUCGGGGAGAGAAGGAUCUCCUCUACACCUCUCUGGAAGCGAAGUACCUCUCUCAGAGCUUCCAACAGGAGGACUCCUCUCACUCUGACAGCGACUGGAACCACUGUCCGGAUAACCUGGACUUCCAACCGGCCUCUCACAGUGUGGUCUACCAGAACGAGGAGGGGAAAUGGGUGACUGAUCUGGCGUACUACUCGUCCUUUGAGAAGGAGGUGGAUGGACACCAGCUGUCGGAAGUAGCAGACCAGUUCCAGGCUGAGGACUUCGUUCCAGGCAGUAACGCCAUAGAGAAGAUCAUAGAAGACCAGAAGGAGUUUGAGAAGGAGAACCAGUUCAUGCAAGAGGAGGUGAUGGAGCCUGCCUCCACCAGUCCAGGUCUCCUAUCUGACACGUCCUGGAGACUUCCAGCCAGCAGCCACAUCCUGAUGAGGGCCAGCCAGGUGUCCCAGGAGCUGGACAGAGGGAACCAGAGCUACCUCCGUCUGUCUCUAGGGACCUUCUUCCAGCAGCGCUCUGAGGCCCUGGGCUGUCUAGGGAACCACCGGGAGGACGAUACAGUCAAACGGCCGUCGUUUGGUUACGUCAUCACCUCUCCAGAGAAGAGGGAACCGUUUCCUCUGAUUCGACCAUCAGACUUCCUGUCUCAGGACAGCUCGGUCCACAACGACACCCUCACACACACUGACCACGACCGCACCAUGAACACGGAGGACUUGGACAAGACUGUGGAGGCAGAUCCAGACAGGGUGUCACCUACAGGAGAUGAAUCAGCCUCUUCCCCCCUCCCUGAGGCCCUGCUCUCCCCCAGCCAGACCCUUCCCUCAGCCUCCCCCCUCCCUGAGGCCCUGCUCUCCCCCAGCCAGACCCUUCCCUCAGCCUCCCCCCUCCCUGAGGCCCUGCUCUCCCCCAGCCAGACCCUUCCCUCAGCCUCCCCCCUCCCUGAGGCCCUGCUCUCCCCCAGCCAGACCCUUCCCUCAGCCUCCCCCCUCCCUGAGGCCCUGCUCUCCCCCAGCCAGACCCUUCCCUCAGCCUCCCCCCUCCCUGAGGCCCUGCUCUCCCCCAGCCAGACCCUUCCCUCAGCCUCCCUCCCUGAGGCCCUGCUCUCCCCCAGCCAGACCCUUCCCUCAGCCUCCCCCCUCCCUGAGGCCCUGCUCUCCCCCAGCCAGACCCUUCCCUCAGCCUCCCCCGGCAGCCUGGGCCCCAGCCCCGACACAGACCAAUCUAACCUCAUGUUGUCUAUCAGCACCAUUGCCUCGGCCAUCGCAGAUGCCUCCAUCUCCUCCGAGCCCUCCCAGCUGGCUGCCAUGAUCAUGGAGCUGUCAAAGAGGAGUAGGGUACAGAGGCAACACCAGAAAGGUGUGCCGAGUCCACCGCCAGCCUCGGUCCUGGUAGAGCAAACACCCAGCCCUAACCAGGUUCAACUGGACCAGCCCAGCCCUAACCAGGUUCAACUGGACCAGAGGAUCCUGCUGGAGACUCUACAGAGGAGCCAGUGUGCUGCUGGGGACCUGAGUGCCUUCGACAUUGAAAAGUACCUGAAGCAGACAGAGGUAUCCACCAGCAGCGACAGCGACCAGUCAAGCUCCUCCCACUACACUUUUGACUUCCUCGGCUGGGCCGACAGCCUCAACUCCUCCCACAGGAAGUCCCAGGCUGCAUCACUUGUUGUUACUGUGGAGAACGAGAGCUCGGGUUAUCAACACCAGGCUACCGAAUACCAGGCGAGCACCAAGGGAGAUAUCUCCUCUGGCGUAGAGGCGAAGGCAGGUUUGACACAAGGUUACCCUGCUGCUAUGACCCGUCCAGUCUCUGCUGGGCUACAUCCAGGUUCUGGUCAGAGUGGAGUAGGCCCAGCUAACAAGACUGAGGCGAGGAGGAGGAGUUCCAUCCCCCGUCCCAGGGCCAGUUCCAUCCCUACAGCCUCUGGUAAACCAGGGAGGAGGUCUGUGGGCUCAGGUCAGUUCUCCUCAACCUUCAUCUCCCCAGCCAAACCAGCUGCUAACAGGAAGGCUGUAGGGAAUAACAGUGAGCCCCAGCCAGCUGGUGUACUGAGCAGGAGCAACACAGAGAGUGGUGGGCCUGAACUAGGAGCAGUCCGUCCAACACCCAACAACACCCCAGCCCAGAAGGUAGAGGACCCCUCCGCAUCUCCUGCCCCAGGCCCUAAGACCUCCCCUGGUCUGAGGAAGGGUCUGUCAGGGCCGCUGUCCCUCAGAGACAUCACAUCCCCCUCCCAGAGAACCAGGAGGAGCACAGUGAAGACCCACGCUACAGGGAGCAGUACAACCCAGCAGGAGAAACCCAGUGGCCUGGAGAAGAGUGUUGGAGGAGCUCCUCCCAACGCUGUGGCCAAACAUGUUGGUUUCACUUCCUCGUGUCACAGCCCCCAGCCUGCUGCUGCACACAGGACGUACGAUGUGUCUCCAGGUACUCCUGUGCAUCAUGCCGGAGGACCAGAGCAGAGCCAGUGCACCUUCAGACCCUCCACCUCUCCUCUCACCCACUCCUCCCCCUCACAGACCUCCUUCCCCAGCCAAGAAGGGACUGUGUCGCCCCCCUCCCCCAGUGUAGGGGACGGGAGACGUCCCAGUGAUCUCACUCCUCCCCAGUCUGAGUGGAGCUGUUCCAGCCUCAGCAGACUGACAUACAUCUCUCUGAAUGACAGCACGGCGCUCAACACAACCGGCGUCCCAACUCCUGACAGACACAAGAGUCAUGGCACCAUGUCUCUGAGCACCACUAUCAUCAGGGCCAGUCCCACCCCGCCAGUAGAAGGGGCUGAUACCCAGAGUCCUACAGGUCAGGAGCUUCCUCCUCACCGCUCUACAGACGUCCUCUGUCCUCCUAGACAGUCCAAGAGCCCAGAGUCUCCUGACCACUCGAACGGUCCUCGUAGUGGCUCGGUAGACCUGAGGAGCGGUUCAGGUCUGGGCUUUACACGCAGCCAGAGUGAGUGUAACUAUCACUGUGGGAACAAUAGAGACUUCAACCAGCAGAAACGCCACUCCGAACCCAACUCGCACCUUCUCAACAAGUUGGAUUCUGGCUACUCCAGCAACCUGAAUAUCCAGCAGCCCAGCGGUAUGGGGGGCCAGGGGAACCAGCAGUGGUCUGGGGCCUCAGCCCAGGGGAGUGAGGUCUAUCCUGGGGCCAGGACGGGCUUCGGCCUGCCUUCCUCCGAGGACCUGUGCUACAUGCCCAUCUCCAGCUUCAAGCCCCAGGGCUCCAUGGUGGACCUGCCUCCAGGGGUCCCAAGCCUCCUGACGGGGCGCUCCCUCUUCAGCUCCCAGCUGGCACAGCAGAACCUGGGCUCGGAUGGAGCUCUUCACCCUGGUCUCCCUCUGCCUGCUCCCUACCACCACAUGGCAAUAGUAGGGAACGGCCUGUAUGGUCACGCUAUGUCCUCACGGUUAGGACCCAACGUUGACCCCUCAGUCAGACACCUCCACAGCUCUGGGGGUCUGGGUGUCUCUGGGCCAGGUGGACCAGGAGGUCCCGGGGGUCUGUACCCCUGCUCUAACCCCCACCUCAAACCCUUGGACCCAGGACUGAUGGAGGGGAACCCCUACAACCAGCACUGUGUAGCCUCGUGGUCUGACGGCAGCCUUCCUGAACCCACAGCCCAGGUCGUGAUCCCUGAGGAGCUGAGGUUCCCCCAUGCCUGCUGUGUGGGCAUCUCCUCUCAGACCUCACUUGGCAUCUUCAACCCCUCCGAGCGCUGGCAGCAGGUCUCCAUCACCGUCACCAGUCUGGCCAUCAACGGAGAGAAGGUUGAUUCAUUCCCGUACCAGUGGUUGAUAGUGAAGAACAAGACCAUCAUUGGCCCUAAGAGCACAGAGGAGCAGAAGGUGUUGUUCAUCCCACCUCAGGCCGGGGUGUACCAAGCUGUCCUCAGUGUCUCCUCCUGGCCUGCCUCCGCUGAGGCCCAGGCUGUCGCCCGCGCCGAGGUGUUCGCCAAGAGGGUGGUCCUCGUCGCCAUGGCAGAGAACCCUGCUCUGGAGGUGGAUGUGGGGAAGUGUGGCAGUCUGGACUUCGGAGACCUGGCAGGUGGCAGUGCCAAAGCUCUCCCUCUGAAGCUGCUGAACAGGACUCAGGCCACCGUACCUAUUAGACUGGUUAUCAGUGCUAACGCCACGGCCUGGCGCUGCUUCACCUUCUCCAAGAGUCCCGUUGCCAUGACAGCCGAGGGCCUGCUGCAGGCGGGAACUCUGACAUCACUGGCCGCUCCGUCCGUCAUGAACCACGUGAUGCACUCCAGCUACGGAGAGAAUCCAGAGAGCUUCAUGGUUUGGGUCCACUUCCUCGCUCCACAGAAGUACCAGUCCUGUUCAGGUGAUCUAGGUCCAGCGGAUGAGUACAGUGCGCGGGUGGACAUCGAGGUGGACUGUCCAGGCCCCAGUCAUGUGAUCAGGAGCGUCCCUCUCCGAGCCAGGUCUGGAACAGCCAGAGUACACGCCCCUAAAGACCUGCAGAAUGUUAACCUCUCGGCAGUGUUGGGUCAGUCCAGCACGCAGACUCUGCCUCUGAAGAACGCAGGCAACAUUGAUGUUCAGCUGAAACUCAAGAACAGCGGUGGUGAUGGUUGUUUCUCUGUGAGUCCUGUUGACCUGUGUCUGCGUGCCGGGGAGGAGCAAGGCAUUGUGGUCUCGUUCACCUCUCAGGGCGGCAGGAAGAACCAAGAGAGUGUUCUGACCAUCCUGGUGCUGCCGUCUGGUCCUCAGUACGAGGUGGUUCUGGGUGGUUGUUCUGUUUCCUUGUGUUUUCAUGAUACUUCCUGUUCUGAUGUUUCUCUGUGCUUGACCCUCCAGUGUUCUGACCAUCCUGGUGCUGCCGUCUGGUCCUCAGUACGAGGUGGUUCUGGGUGGUUGUUCUGUUUCCUUGUGUUUCCAUGUGUUCUGACCAUCCUGGUGCUGCCGUCUGGUCCUCAGUACGAGGUGGUUCUGAAGGGACGGGUGGUACCAGAGGGGGGGGUGAACCCUGCUGCCCCUGGUCCUGUCUCUGCCCUGGGCAUGCUGCCCCACAGUGAGGUGCCCCCCAUCCUCUCCAACAAGCAGUUUGUGGCCUGGGGAGGGGUCACGCUGGGCAGGGCUGUACAACAGAAGCUGGUUCUUCGUAAUAACUCCCCCAACACAACACAUCACCUGCGUCUGCUGAUCCGAGGACAAGACCACAGCUGUUUCCAGCUCCAGAGUAGUUUUGGACAGGAGGAGAGGUUGACCCGACACAGAGAGCUGUCUAUCCGGCCCAGGGAGGAUGUUGUUGUCCACCUGCUGUUUGCCCCAACCCGGGUGGCCUGCACCCUGUCCAAGCUGGAGAUCAAACAGUCUGGAGUACGGCCCUCACAGCCUGGCAUCAAGUUCACUAUCCCCCUAUCAGGCUAUGGAGGGACCAGUAACAUUAUUCUGGAAGAGCACAGGAAGCGUUCAGACGGCUACGUGGCUAUGCUAAUGGGGGUGGCAGCAGGCCAGGUCUCCAAGCUGUGUGUCUGUGUGAGAAACACUGGGUGCAGGGCUGCCUUCGUUAUGGCUGUUCCCUACUCUGACCUACACACACGCUCUGUCAUGGACUCCUCGGACAUCAGCCUCUCUCCGUCUCAGUUCGUCCUGAAGGAGAGGACACAGGAGGUGAUCACGGUUCUGAUGAAGGUGACCCAGAGAGAGCAGACUCUGUGUCAGUCAGCUAAUGCCGUCCUGGCCACAGUCUGUCUCUUCUGUGGAGACGAGGUCUCACGACAACAGUUCAGGAGGUUGCUGCUGUCCAAGCCAGAUGCAGGCAGGAAGAUUCUGUCAGAGAACAGUCUGCUGAAAGGACUCAACUUCAACCAGAGGUUCCUGGGGGAGGAGCAGGUCCUGGAGGCCUACGACCUGCCCCAGAGCCCCAACCAGGCCCAGUUGUUCUAUGGGAACCUGAGUAAGGUGGUGUUGUCAGUGCUGGGCAGCACAGAGACCUUGGACUCUGGAAGGGCUGACCUCCAUGUCCAGGCCCCCCUAGCUGUCACCAGGAGAGGCUCGGAGGCUGACAGUGGUUUUGGGAACUCAGACCGUCACAUCAGCAACGUGUCUCUGGAUGUACUGCCUGUGAAGGGUCCUCAAGGCCCCGCGUUACCCAGGACAGAGGCCUCUGGGACGGGGACAGAACCAGGGGACCACAGGGACUCCUGGAGCCUCCAGCCUGAACAGCUGGUCCUCACCUCUCCCACUAUCAACGGAGCCUCCAACACCAGACAUGUCCUGAUCCAGAACCACUCAUCAUCCAGAGAGCUGAGCUUUGAGUUGUCCUGGCCAGCCCACUGUCUCACUGUUACCCCUCAACAUGGAGUUAUAGAACCACAGUGCCACCUCCAGAUCCUCAUCAGUCCUAAUCCGUCCCUAGCAACCAGGACAUCCAUGUUUCCAUGGAGUGGCCAAAUCUAUGUCCAGUGUGACAAUCAACAGAAGUUCAUCAAAGUCCAGAUCCGUCAGGACCUGGCUCUGGAUGUAUCAACGGCCCCAGCAGACCGGAGCCUAGCCCCCCUUCCUCCUCAGACUGCUAGCCCCAUGCCCACCGCCAUGCUGCCCCCUGCAGGCCAACCCCCCCUGACCAGGACAGCUCCAGCCACGGUAGAGAUCAGUAACCGUACCAUCGUGUUUCCUGCCACGCCCUCAGGAGAAACCUCAGAGUCCUCUGUGGAGGUGGAGAACAGAGGAGAGCAGGUGAGGUGGUACCUGUCUUCCUUCGCCCCUCCUUAUGUAAAGGGGGUGGACAGCAGUGGGGAUGUGUACCGGGCCACCUACACAGCCUUCAGAUGUCCCAGAGUCUCUGGAACCUUGGGAGCAUACCACAAGAUGCAGGUGCCCAUCACCUUCCUGCCCAGGGACCGAGGGGACUAUGCUCAGUUCUGGGACCUGGAGUGUCACCCAGUGGCUGAGCCUCAGCACAAGACCAGGAUACGCUUCCAGCUCUGUGGCACUGGUGUGAAGGUUGGUCCACCGGUGGCUCCUCAGGAAGCAGACUGUUCUCUGGUGAAGACUGAAGCCUUUAAGACCAGGAGAAGACCUGACCCGGUUGCUGAUGGGGGCAUGACUGGGAAGCUCAGAGCCCCAUGGAGGAUGAAGGUUCAGGUCGAUGUUAAAUGUGUGGAUGAUGUUGUGUGUUCCAGUCAGGAGGAGGCUCUGUGUAGGGGGGUAUACGCCCCCCAGGACCACUACUCAUUCCCCCCUACCAGGGUAGGAGAGACCAGCACACUGAAGGUCAACAUGAGAAACAACUCCUUGGAAACGCAUGCGCUGAUGUUCCUAACCCCUAAAGAGCCCUUCCACAUCAAGCAUUCCAAAUAUUCCCUAAGAUCCCAACGCUACAUCCACCUGCCAGUCCAGUUCAAGCCGGUUGUAACUGGAAACCACUCCAGCCUGCUGUUGGUUCAGACGGAUACCAGUGGAAACAUCGCUAUCCAGCUGACUGGUGAGGCCCUGCCCUGACUGGGUCAGUGAGGACUGCUGCUCUGGGUCAGUGAGGACUGCUGCUCUGGGUCAGUGAGGACUGCUGCUCUGGGUCAGUGAGGACUGCUGCUCUGGGUCAGUGAGGACUGCUGCUCUGGGUCAGUGAGGACUGCUGCUCUGGGUCAGUGAGGCCCUGCCCUGACUGGGUCAGUGAGGACUGCUGCUCUGGGUCAGUGAGGACUGCUGCUCUGGGUCAGUGAGGACUGCUGCUCUGGGUCAGUGAGGCCCUGCCCUGACUGGGUCAGUGAGGACUGCUGCUCUGGGUCAGUGAGGACUGCUGCUCUGGGUCAGUGAGGACUGCUGCUCUGGGUCAGUGAGGACUGCUGCUCUGGGUCAGUGAGGACUGCUGCUCUGGGUCAGUGAGGCCCUGCCCUGACUGGGUCAGUGAGGACUGCUGCUCUGGGUCAGUGAGGACUGCUGCUCUGGGUCAGUGAGGACUGCUGCUCUGGGUCAGUGAGGACUGCUGCUCUGGGUCAGUGAGGCCCUGCCCUGCUCUGGGUCAGUGAGGACUGCUGCUCUGGGUCAGUGAGGACUGCUGCUCUGGGUCAGUGAGGACUGCUGCUCUGGGUCAGUGAGGACUGCUGCUCUGGGUCAGUGAGGACUGCUGCUCUGGGUCAGUGAGGACUGCUGCUCUGGGUCAGUGAGGACUGCUGCUCUGGGUCAGUGAGGACUGCUGCUCUGGGUCAGUGAGGACUGCUGCUCUGGGUCAGUGAGGACUGCUGCUCUGGGUCAGUGAGGACUGCUGCUCUGGGUCAGUGAGGACUGCUGCUCUGGGUCAGUGAGGACUGCUGCUCUGGGUCAGUGAGGACUGCUGCUCUGGGUCAGUGAGGACUGCUGCUCUGGGUCAGUGAGGACUGCUGCUCUGGGUCAGUGAGGACUGCUGCUCUGGGUCAGUGAGGACUGCUGCUCUGGGUCAGUGAGGACUGCUGCUCUGGGUCAGUGAGGACUGCUGCUCUGGGUCAGUGAGGACUGCUGCUCUGGGUCAGUGAGGACUGCUGCUCUGGGUCAGUGAGGACUGCUGCUCUGGGUCAGUGAGGACUGCUGCUCUGGGUCAGUGAGGACUGCUGCUCUGGGUCAGUGAGGACUGCUGGGUCACUGCAUCUGUAGUGUGGCCCGUACUGGAGCACUGCCAAAGGUCAUAUGGAAGAAUGAACUAUGAAGCCUUUGUCCAAUAUGGCACCCUAAUCCCUAGAUAAUGCACUGCUUCAGGCCCGGCAACGUCUCAUUGGUUCCACCCCUGGCAACGUCUCAUUGGUUCCACCCCUGGCAACGUCUCAUUGGUUCCACCCCUGGCAACGUCUCAUUGGUUCCACCCCUGGCAACGUCUCAUUGGUUCCACCCCUGGCAACGUCUCAUUGGUUCCACCCCUGGCAACGUCUCAUUGGUUCCACCCCUGGCAACGUCUCAUUGGUUCCAC
Oncorhynchus keta (chum salmon) is the source of this 10322-nucleotide messenger RNA. Its product is annotated as centrosomal protein of 192 kDa-like. Gene Ontology annotation, molecular function: protein kinase binding. Gene Ontology annotation, cellular component: cytoplasm; centriole; pericentriolar material. The record is from RefSeq and is a predicted model, not a curated record. Gene Ontology annotation, biological process: protein localization to centrosome; centriole replication; centrosome-templated microtubule nucleation. NCBI's taxonomy places the organism in Eukaryota, Metazoa, Chordata, Actinopteri, Salmoniformes, Salmonidae.